GUACUGUAUGUGGAGCAGUGUACAGUGAAGCGGAGGCAGAGCGGCUCCGCGAGCUUCUCUCCACUUUCCCAUAGAGAAACCCUGACUGGCCGCUGAGGGCUAGCUACACACACGCCCUCACGCCCGGCGAGCCCGCGAGGUCACUAUCAUAUGACAAAGGCUUUGCCGCAGUUCAUCUUCCUCCCUGUGUACUUUCCAUUUGCCUUCCUGGAAUCCUGCUGCAUCACAGAAGCUGGAAGUUCUGAUGUUCCACUGAAAUCACAAUGGAAAGUCUUGACUUGACUGGCACCCUCAGGAAGACCCCAAGCCUCUAGCGGUACCUGGUAUCAUCUCCAGCAUGUUAUAGAUGUGGAGGAUUCACUGGGAUAUUGAGAAAUACCAGAGGCGAAUUGUUCCACUGUAGUCACAGUAAUGAAAGGCAGUAAUAGAAAUAAGGAUCAUUCAGCAGAAGGAGAAGGGGUUGGAAAACGACCAAAACGAAAGUGUCUUCAGUGGCAUCCAUUGCUAGCAAAGAAACUUCUUGAUUUUUCAGAAGAGGAAGAAGAAGAAGACGAAGAGGAGGAUAUUGAUAAGGUUCAACUUCUUGGGGCCGAUGGCCUAGAGCAAGAUGUUGGUGAAACUGAAGAUGAUGAAUCACCAGAGCAGCGAGCCCGGAGACCAAUGAAUGCAUUUCUUUUAUUUUGCAAACGCCAUCGCUCUCUUGUACGUCAGGAACACCCCAGGCUUGAUAACCGAGGUGCUACCAAGAUACUAGCUGAUUGGUGGGCUGUUCUUGAUCCAAAGGAAAAGCAGAAAUACACAGACAUGGCCAAGGAGUAUAAGGAUGCAUUUAUGAAAGCAAAUCCUGGCUACAAAUGGUGUCCUACCACAAACAAGCCUGUGAAAUCCCCAACACCCACUGUCAAUCCACGAAAGAAACUUUGGGCCUUCCCAUCUGACUCUUCAAGAGACUUGCCAAGCCCCAAGAAAGGAAAGACUGAAGAAAUGCCUCAGCUUAACUUUGGAAUGGCUGAUCCUACUCAAAUGGGAGGCCUGAGUAUGCUGCUGUUAGCUGGAGAACAUGCUCUUGGCACACCAGAGGUAUCCUCUGGCACAUGCAGGCCUGAUGUUUCAGAAUCUCCUGAAUUACGUCAGAAGUCACCAUUGUUUCAGUUUGCCGAGAUAUCUUCAAGUACGUCCCACCCUGAUGCUUCUACAAAGCAGUGUCAAACAUCCGCCUUGUUUCAGUUUGCAGAGAUUUCUUCAAACACUUCGCAGUUGGGUGGUGCUGAGCCUGUAAAACGCUGUGGAAAGUCUGCACUCUUUCAACUGGCAGAGAUGUGCCUGGCAUCAGAAGGGAUGAAAAUGGAAGAAUCAAAGCUAAUAAAAGCAAAAGAAUCCGAUGGUGGAAGAAUUAAAGAAUUAGAGAAGGGAAAGGAAGAAAAAGAAAUUAAAAUGGAGAAAACAGAUGAAACUAGGUUACAGAAGGAAGCAGAAUUUGAAAAAUCGGCUAAGGAAAAUGUAAGAGAUUCUAAGGAAUUGAGAAAUUUUGAGGCAUUGCAAAUAGAUGACAUAAUGGCUAUAAAAAUGGAAGAUCCCAAAGAAAUUAGAAAGGAAGAGUUAGAAGAAGAUCACAAAUGUAGUCAUUUUCCUGAUUUUUCUUAUUCUGCCAGUAGCAAGAUAAUAAUUAGUGAUGUUCCCAGUAGAAAGGAUCAUAUGUGCCAUCCUCAUGGAAUUAUGAUCAUUGAGGAUCCCGCAGCAUUAAACAAGCCGGAAAAGCUAAAAAAGAAAAAGAAGAAAAGCAAAAUGGAUCGACAUGGAAAUGAUAAAUCCACACCCAAGAAGACUUGCAAAAAGAGGCAGUCUUCGGAGUCUGACAUUGAGAGCGUCAUAUAUACCAUUGAAGCCGUCGCAAAAGGAGACUGGGGCAUAGAGAAACUUGGAGAUACCCCUCGCAAGAAGGUCCGCACAUCCUCAAGUGGCAAGGGAAGCAUUUUGGAUGCCAAGCCACCAAAGAAAAAAGUGAAAUCAAGAGAGAAGAAAAUGUCAAAGGAGAAAUCCUCAGACACCACCAAAGAGUCAAGACCUCCAGAUUUCAUUAGUAUUUCUGCUAGCAAGAACAUUUCUGGUGAGACGCCAGAGGGUAUAAAAGCAGAACCAUUGACCCCUAUGGAAGAUGCACUACCACCCAGCCUAUCAGGACAGGCCAAGCCUGAGGACAGUGACUGUCACAGAAAAAUAGAAACUUGUGGUUCCAGGAAAUCCGAGAGGUCUUGCAAAGGUGCUCUUUAUAAAACCCUGGUGUCUGAGGGCAUGCUCACCUCUCUGCGAGCUAAUGUUGACAGAGGAAAACGAAGCUCAGGAAAAGGAAACUCCUCUGAUCAUGAAGGGUGUUGGAAUGAAGAAAGCUGGACAUUUAGUCAGAGUGGGACCAGUGGGAGCAAGAAGUUCAAGAAGACAAAGCCAAAAGAAGACUGUCUCCUUGGCUCCGCAAAGCUGGAUGAAGAAUUUGAAAAAAAAUUCAACAGCCUCCCUCAAUAUAGUCCUGUUACAUUUGACCGGAAAUGUGUACCUGUCCCAAGAAAAAAGAAGAAGACUGGAAAUGUGUCCUCAGAACCGACUAAAACCAGCAAAGGUCCUUUCCAGUCUCAGAAAAAGAACUUAUUCCACAAAAUUGUCAGCAAAUAUAAGCACAAAAAGGAGAAGCCCAAUGUUCCGGAAAAAGGAAGUGGGGAUAAAUGGUCAAACAAGCAACUCUUCUUGGAUGCCAUUCACCCUACAGAAGCCAUAUUUUCAGAAGACAGAAACACCACGGAGCCUGUUCAUAAGGUUAAAAAUAUCCCAUCCAUUUUCAACACUCCAGAGCCAACAACAACGCAAGAACCUUUGGUGGGCAGCCAAAAGAGAAAAGCAAGGAAAACCAAGAUUACACACCUUGUCAGGACAGCAGAUGGCCGGGUAUCACCAGCAGGAGGUACUUUGGAUGACAAACCAAAGGAACAACUGCAGAGGAGUCUCCCUAAAGCAACUGAGACAGACUGCAAUGACGAAUGCUCACACAACACCGAGGUCGGGGAGACGCGGAGCAGUACUCCAGAAAUGCCUGCCGUGUCUGCAUUCUUUAGCCUCGCUGCGCUGGCUGAAGUGGCAGCCAUGGAAAAUGUGCACAGAGGUCAGAGGUCAACUCCGCUCACCCAUGAUGGACAGCCAAAAGAAAUGCCACAGGCUCCUGUACUUAUUUCCUGCGCUGACCAGUGAAGCGCCCUUUCAUUGUAAAACAUUGUGCUUUACCUACUACCCUAGCCUUGUCUUUACCGAGGGAUGCUAGUGAGUCCAAGUGGUGGAAAAUAUAGACUGCAAACAAGUGCUUGUUGCCCCACACGGCCCAGAUUCACUUGAAGCAGAAGUUAGCAUCCUGGGCCAGUUUGUUCUCUCAGAACCCAGAAUCUUUGAGGGUAAGGUUAUCUGUCUGAUAUUGAGCAGAAACAGAAUGAUCCUGGAGCUUUGCUUUCUAUUGAAGGCUUUUGACGGUAAUAGGUGGUAACUUGGUAAAAGGCUGCCUUUACUGUAGCUCAUCCAGCAUCUCUUUUACCAACCAGAGAGUGUGAAACUAGUUUCAUAUAUUACCUAGUUAUUCUUUCAAAACAAAACAAAAAAAAAACAAAAACUGACGCACUGCACUAGUUAUUAUUAGAUAUUCUUAGUCUUUUUUGUACAUGGAGAUUUAAGUUUAAGAUGGUUUAUAUAAUAGGUUAUACCUACAUUUAUAUUGUAGAAUAAAUAUUAAAAAGCCUGUUCCAGAGACUCCCAAGCAGCCUGGGCAGGCAGAUGUACCAUUGUUAGUGGUGUAUGCUCGGCCUCGUGGUCCAUAUAUUCUGCACUUUUGUAUUUGCCACCAGAAUGGUAGUUUGCUGGCAAAAAAAAAAAAAAAAAGAGAGAGAGAAAAAAUUACAACUCUUACAAUCUGAAUUUUUUUCUUAGCCUUGAGUGACCAAGAAGAAUUUGCUUGAGGCAAAUUGUGGCAAAUAUUUUCCCAGACAGGGGAAGAGUCCUGCAGAUUACAGAUUACUGGUGUUUUCAUGCCUUGAGGAUUCUUUUAUUUUUACACAGGGGUCUAAGUGACCAAUGGAUUGUUCAUACAAACAAAAAAAAAGACAAAAAUAUUAUUCAGAAGUGACCUUAGUAUUACUUCACUAUUCUAAACACAUUGAAGACACUCACUUCAUGUGGACUUGGAGCUACAGACCUUUUACAUCCAUCACAGAUUGACUGGACGGGUUGCAAUUGCUAUGCACAGCCUGAUUGGCACUGCAGGUUUUUAGAGCCAUUUUGAGUUUGUGUUGUUUAGGAGGUACUGAGUCAAUGAUGAGGGAGGUAUGCCUGACCAGAGUGGGACUCUCAGUCAUAGAUCCACCUGCAAGUCUCUGUUUCCUUUUUGUGUUUUGUUGCUUUUGAACAUAAAACCAACCAUACAUAUGCCAGCGCCAAGUGGAUUAACUGGCUUAGAACAUUCAACAUAUUGACUUAACCACCUGACAUUCACAGUGUCUUGUUUCCUAGCAACAGAUGCAAAGUGAUAAAUCAAAAUCAGUCUGAGGCUACAGAUUUUACAGGGUAUUUGUUCUAUAGCACAAAGUAUUUCCCCACUCUUGCGUCACAGCACAAACUACCAAAUUUUAAUUAUUGGAUUCCAGCAAUAAUUUUUAAUGGUUUUCAAACUGGCGGAAUUUUGACAGUGCUAGUUCGAGUUUGAAGCUUUUGAAUUAGAUCUCUAAAUGGUGACAGUUUACAUGGUUUUAUCUAGCUUUCUUAUUUAUACUUGACUGAAUUGUAAUGAUUUUUUUUCUAAUUGUAAUUUGACGUAAUAGCCAUACAAAAAAUGACUCUAUUCAUACUAGGUUUAGCUUCUCAUGGUUGUAGAUAUUACUUCAGUUCCGGUGCUGGAAAAUAUGUACAACAUACUAACAGGAUUGAAAAAAAAAUAGAGGUUUUUCUUCUUGUUUUUUUUUUCCAAAGCAGGUAAAGAGGGUAGCAAAGCAUCGGAAUGAUGUACUCAAAAAUGCAUAUUCCUGGUGGGGAUGGAGGAAGAAGGCAUUAGUAAAAGGUUAAUCAAACGUUACAGCUUAACCCCAUUCAUGUAGGAAUAAAUCAAGUGAGCAGUUCCAGACUUUAGCAUAAUAUUUUUACUAUGAUGCCGUUUUAUUAAUAUUUUCUAAAUUUCAAAACAAAAAGUGAAUGUUUGAAAUUGCUGGGUCCUGAUGUUGGUGGCUGUUGGAGUUUUGGACCACUCGCUAGCAGUGAUUUGAAGAUGAUAAUUAGCUAAAAUCCAAAACAAAAAACCAACAACAAAAAUUGUAUGGUGCGGAACAUGCACCUUGACAAUGGUACUAACUUGUUAUUCUAUAGAACACGUUAGAAUAGAUCUAUUUUUGCCAGAGCACCCUCCUUCAGUCCUCCGAUUACAUUUCACUAGAGUUCCUUACGAGAUUGCUGUAUAUUCAUGGGACCUUUUUUUAAAAAAAAAAAAGCAAAACAAAAGAUUACUUUUUUUCUAUGUGAUGAAUAUCUUACUUGAUCUGCUUUUCCUAAACCUCAGUGGCUUUUCCCUUAGGCAGGGUUGGGGGUGGGAGGGCAACUUACUGGAGAUGACUGUUUUCAGAUACUUUAAAACAAACCUUUUUGUAGAAAUGCUUAAUUUUUAAGCGGUUAGGCACUGAGAGUAGCAGAAAUCCUGCAAAGCUUUAUAGUUCCUUAGACUCACCUUGUCGAUUCUCUGAGUAAAGUCUUGAUUUCAAUAAUUGUGCUUCUCAUGCCCUGAAUCUGCUGGAGAGGAGUGUUGUUAUUUUCAGGUAACAACAUUCGUUAGCACAAAUAUUUCAGACCAGUAUUAGUGCUCUCCACCCCACCCCUUGUUAUCAUUUUCAUUUCAUUUCUCUCAUUCUUUUUUAUUUUGGAAAAUCAUAUUGCUAUAGUGUGUACUUUAAUCUGCCAGCAGAUACCAUCUACACUAACAUUUGUCCCACAGCAUCCUCAAGAGAAAAAGUUGUUGCACCUUAUAUAUAUCUCAAGCAAACCAAAAUAUGAUGCUCUUCUGCUUUGUUUUAUUCUAAAUUGUUGUAUCAUAUCUUUCUGAAACCAUUCUGAAUUUAGUUGAAAUUAUCAAUAUUUAUGCUUUUAACCUUAAUUUCUGGAUUCAAGCCUGUAUAUAAAUCUUUUGAAAAAAAAUUGUCCUAGCCCUUCUCUGCGAUGCUGGAAGUAGAAGAUUGCGUCUCAGAUGGAGACGCAGUACUGUUCCAGUUUUCUUUAGCCUUUUAUUUAUUUAGUUAUUCUGGGUAUUUCCUAUGUAAUUUUGAAGUGUGUAGAGUAUAUUAUAGUAACUGAAGCUGCAGCUGUAAGAAGCUGAGUGAAAGAAAAAAUACUGUAAGACAUCCUUAAAGUUUUUCUUUGUUUGGGUACUGUAUAUGAGAUCAGGAAAAAGAAAAAUGUCCCACAGCCACAUUGGAAAUACAGGUUCUUGUCCCCAAAUUAGGUUAGUUCCCAGAUUUUAGAUCAAAACUGUUAAUUCAUUAAAACCCCUUUUAAAAGGUAAAUUCUACUGUUGUAAUUCCGAUAAGUCUUUUUCCCACAAAUAUCAGAAAUGUAUUUAUUUAAUUCUGUCAGAUGAGCUUUCUACCGAUGCCAUGUCCCAAAGCCAUGUUAAAAUAAUUCCCACGUUAUCAUUGUGAUUCUACUUCCUGCCACCAAAAUUGCUGGAGAAACAAAAUAAUGAUGGAACACUAUGAACAAAAAGGAGCAUCUGAACUGGUCUGGUUAUUUAGAAUCCAAUGUGUUCAAAUCCUUUUGUUUUCUUAUUAAGUCAGAUGCUACUGUAAGUCAGAUAAAAUUUUGUUUGCACUCUGCA
This is a messenger RNA of Pan troglodytes (chimpanzee), 6880 nucleotides long. It is a transcript of the gene BBX, whose product is annotated as BBX high mobility group box domain containing. The coding region runs from base 412 to 3237 and encodes 941 amino acids. The record is from RefSeq and is a predicted model, not a curated record. Gene Ontology annotation, molecular function: DNA-binding transcription factor activity, RNA polymerase II-specific; RNA polymerase II transcription regulatory region sequence-specific DNA binding. Gene Ontology annotation, cellular component: nucleus. NCBI's taxonomy places the organism in Eukaryota, Metazoa, Chordata, Mammalia, Primates, Hominidae. Gene Ontology annotation, biological process: regulation of transcription by RNA polymerase II. The transcript is spliced from 19 exons.